Perca fluviatilis (European perch) is the source of this 2381-nucleotide messenger RNA. Its product is annotated as EF-hand domain-containing protein 1-like. The record is from RefSeq and is a predicted model, not a curated record. Gene Ontology annotation, cellular component: axoneme; mitotic spindle. The coding region runs from base 91 to 1869 and encodes 592 amino acids. Gene Ontology annotation, biological process: mitotic cytokinesis; cilium-dependent cell motility; mitotic spindle organization. Gene Ontology annotation, molecular function: alpha-tubulin binding. NCBI's taxonomy places the organism in Eukaryota, Metazoa, Chordata, Actinopteri, Perciformes, Percidae. The transcript is spliced from 10 exons.
AUUAACACAAAUCACGAAAAGUAAACUGUUACAGGUUUUGUGGCGAUAAAGACAUAUUAAACAAAAAAAUAACGUACUUUAAGACCGACAAUGUCUUGGAACCAUGGCCUACCAUUUUUACCAGGAAACACCUUUCGGGAUGUUACGAAGUCAGCCUUCCAUCGUCCCCAGACACUGGACUUUAAGAAUGGCUAUGCUUUCCGCCGUAAACCCACUGUGGGCAUUGAACAGGAUCUUCUUUUAUCAGAGAAGUUGAUCCAACAAGAGAUCAGUGAGUUUUCCUUGACACCAGACGUCUCUUAUGGUUCCUUUGAACAGAGCGUAGUAAAAGAAUUCAUCCCAGCCUAUGUGGCCCUUGACAAGAAGGUGUUGUGCUACUAUGCAUACUUUCAUGAAAAUAUCCCCUUUUCAGCUGAAGAGGAGUUCUGUGUGCGUCCCGUGGUAAUUAACUACUAUCUUGAGGAUGACACAAUGUCCAUGGUCGAGCCCAUGGUGGAGAAUUCUGGGAUGCCGCAGGGGAAACGGGUCAGUCGCCAGCGUCUGCCCAAUAAUGAACAUGGACAGCAUUACCAGUGGACAGACCUCAAUAUUGGCAUGGACCUGGAGGUGCACGGAAUCAAGUACCACAUCACACAUUGCGAUGCUUUUACAAAGAAAUUCUUGGAAAGUGAGGGCUUUGUUCUGAAUGACCCUGAGCCGAUGCCUCAGGCCAAACAUCGCAAAAACCCUCAGCCUUCACAACCCUCAGCCUACACAACACCCUCCCAAUUUGACAGCAGGUACCAGUUUCUUACCAUGGAUCCUAAGGUGCUGCGUUUCUUUGCCCUGUGGGAAGAUGCUGACUCUCUGUUCGGGGACAACAGGCCUGUUACCAUCCAGUAUUACCUGGCGGACGACACAGUGGGGGUCAGCGCGGUCCGUGAACCCAACAGCGGACGCGAUCCCUUCCCUAUCCUGAUGCACAGACUGAAGCUACCCAAGAAAAUCAAACCAGGGUCUGAGACCUUUCCCAGCUGUGUGCUGGAGGCUUCAAAAGCGGAAGUAGAUGAGUACUACUCCCCCAAAGACUUCCAUGUGGGUCAGACGAUAAAGCUGAUGGGCCGUCGCUUCCUACUUUAUGACUGUGAUGGCUUCACUAAAGAGUAUUACCAAAAGAACCAUCCUGAUAUGGAGAUGAAACCCUCAGGGGUACCAAAAAAGACUGACCUGCUUCAGGAGAGAAAGGAGGUUCCUCCCUAUAAUGGAUUUGGUUCACUUGAAGACUCGCUCCAGAAUUGUUUGUCUUUAAUUCCUAAGACUCCCAAAAAGAAUGUGCUAAAGAUGCUGGAAAACCAACACAAAGUGUUGCGCUACAGUGCCAGACUGGACUCCCAGAAUCACGCAGAUGAGGACCGAUGUUUCAUACUGUCCUACUUCCCGUCCGAUGACAUGAUCAGUAUUUUUGAAAAGCCCGUCCCCGGUAUCCUCGGUGGCCAGGUCCUGAAAAAGACACACGUCCCCAAGCCAGGCUCUACAGCGGACAAACCUGAGUUCUACUCACCUGCAGACUUCGCUAUUGGAGCCACUGUGAAGGUUUUCAGCCGCCGCUUUGUGUUGACCAAUGCUGACCACUUUGUGCUGACGUACCUGGAGUCCAGCACACGCCAGAUCCCGUGUCAGACGCUGGAUUCUUUGCGACAGAAGCUGGGUGUGGCAACUGCAAAUAACCAGCCAGCUGACCAGAAUGGUAAAAAUCGAAACAGCCAUCUAGUUGACAAUGUAGCAGAGCCAUCUUCAUUAUGUGAGGGAAGGCUGGAUUGCCUCAAAAGUUAUUCACUCCCCAAUAAAUCACAGCAAAAUAAAUCAAAGUCCUUGCUGAAUCUUUCGUAACAGAAUAAACACUGGGCCUGCUGCAGAAAAGGUGAUUUGAAAAAAGUGUUUUGGCAAAAACUGACAGCUUCUCAACUGUUGUUGGUGAGAUCGAGCUCAAAAUACCUUUGGGCAUUUACCAAGCGGUGGUCAAGGCCUACCCUAAAAUCUGAUUGGCUACUUCAAAAAUACAAAGUUAUGUUUGAGGCGGGCAAUCAAAUGUACAUUUUAAUCUAGAAAACUAUGUUCCCUCAGCAACAUAAAACAAACAGAAGACCAAACCAGGGACACUUUUAGCAUGCUGUAAUUAGCAUUUAGCUAAAAGCAUAGGUGAUGGGACUCCACCAUGCUCAGUGCCACCCUCGGUUGAGUCCAGCUGCAGACACCCAAUUCAGAAUCACUUGAACACACUGUUUACUGUGUUAUGAAAGAACAUUGGAAAUGUAGAAAAUGUCUAUGUAAUUCUGCAUGCAUUUGUCUCUAUUUACCAACUGGCAAUGCAUGAAUUCUUCAUUGCUGCAAAAUAAAACAUU